AUGGAUGCCAAAAACUGCUUUGAAAGCUUCAGAGUGGAUGCCUCCUGUCCCCUUUGCUUGGGCUAUUUCACAGACCCAGUGAUUCUCCAGUGUGGCCACAGUUUGUGCAAAGAGUGUCUUCUCAGCUUCGGGAAGGAAAUUUGCCCUCCAACAAUCUGCCCAGUGUGCAGGACAGCCACUGCUUUUGAAGACAUGGUACCUGACAAGAGACUGCGGGAUCUGGCUAACAUUAGUAAGAUGCUGAGACCUCACUUACUGCAGAGCCUCAGGGAUCUGCCCACUUGUGACAAACAUGGCCUAGAACAGACCUUGUUCUGUGAGGAGGAUCACAUCCCCUUGUGUGGACCCUGCUUUUUAACCACAGAUCACCAGAACCACAGAGUCGUUCUCCUGGAAAAGGCUGUCAGUCAGUGCAUGGAGAAGCUCGAGGCUACAUGCAAGACUUUAAAGACCAAGAAGAAAAGAUUUCAGAUGGACCUGGAAUUUGAGAAAAUCAGAGAGGCACAGUGGGAAAAGGACGGCCGCCUUCUCAAAGCCUUGGUUAUGUCUGAAUAUGAGAAAAUGCACCAGUUGUUGGGGGAGGAAGAGGAGAUUCAAUUGCAAACAUUAGACCAGGAAGCAAGAGACAAUUGGAAGAAGCAGAAAAGCCCCUUUGGAAAGAACCUUCAUCUGCUAAUGAAGUCAAAGAAGCAGCCUGUGCAGAGGCUCCAGGCUCAGAAGCAGGCUGUGAACUCUGAGUGGGAGAAAAGGCUCCAGUUCUUGUCAGAGGAAAAGAAGCUACACCUGCAGAGGCUGGACCGAGAAAUCACAGACAACCUGGCAAAGUUUGAGGAGAGCAAGACAAAAAUGAACCAAGAGAUCCACAAGCUGGAAAUGGCGAUAUCAGAACUAGAGGACAAUUAUGUCCAGCUUCCUGUUGAAAUGCUCCAGGAGGCAAAAGGCACAUUAGGAAGGAGUGAGGAGCUGCUUCUUCAGAACCCAGUGGUGGCUUCCCCGACAUGGACCAUGCUGCCCGUCUCCGGGAUGAGAGAAAUGCUGCUGACCUUCCACAGGCAUCUGCGUCUGGACCCUCAGACAGCCAAUCCCCAUCUGGCCCUCUCUGAAGAUCUGCAGAGUGUGGAAUACCGUCCUGUCCCAGGGGAUGUACCCGACAACCCAGAGAGAUUCGAUUCUGCUCUCUGGGUCUUGGCUCAGCAGAAGUUCACUUCAGGCAGACACUACUGGGAAGUGGGGGUGGGGGAGCAAAGGGAGUGGGAAGUGGGCGUCUGUAAGGAAUCCAUCAGAAGGAAGGGCGACGGUGGCCACAAGGUUCUGGGAGACAGACUGACCCUGGCGGCCUUCACCUUUGACAGGGACUUUCACUUGUGGCAUUCAAAUCAAAUCGUUCCUUCCUGCAAACCAGUCCGGAAGCUGGGCAUUUUCCUUGAUUACGAAAGAGGGCACAUAGCAUUUUACAAUGCUGCAGAUGCAACUCUAAUCUAUAGUCCCCCAGAUAAGGCUUUCCAAGGUCCCCUUGUCCCUUGUUUCUCUCCUUGCUUUCCAAAGGGGAAAAACACCUCUGGAUAUCUGCAUAUCUGCCCCAGGGGGAACAAUGCUCAAGAAGAUGAUCUUUACUAA
Molecule: messenger RNA, 1617 nt
Organism: Sarcophilus harrisii (Tasmanian devil)
Lineage: Eukaryota; Metazoa; Chordata; Mammalia; Dasyuromorphia; Dasyuridae
Product: probable E3 ubiquitin-protein ligase TRIML1
Exons: 1
Coding region: 1-1617 (538 amino acids)
Molecular function (GO): protein binding; zinc ion binding
Source: RefSeq, a predicted model, not a curated record